This is a messenger RNA of Photinus pyralis (common eastern firefly), 666 nucleotides long. RefSeq lists its product as uncharacterized. The record is from RefSeq and is a predicted model, not a curated record. The transcript has a single exon. Gene Ontology annotation, cellular component: nucleus. Lineage: Eukaryota; Metazoa; Arthropoda; Insecta; Coleoptera; Lampyridae. The coding region runs from base 1 to 666 and encodes 221 amino acids. Gene Ontology annotation, molecular function: DNA binding.
AUGCGCCCUGAUCUGCUGGAUAAUGGACCACCUGGCGCAAUUGGUGUUGCAAAUCCCUCCGGUUGGAUCAAUGAGGAAUUAUUUGGCACGUGGUUUGACCAUUUUUUGAAAAUAGUAAGGCCAGAAGUUCGCCCUGAACCCGUUCUACUCAUUCUAGACGGGCACACGUCCCAUACAAAAAAUCUCUCCGUAAUUAUGAAAGCUAGAGAAAAUAACGUCAUCGUUUUGUCGUUGCCUUCACAUACCACCCACAAACUACAACCGCUUGAUGUCGCCGUGUUUAAAAGUAUAAACUCAUUCUAUGACCAAGCCGUGUCUACAUGGUUAACUCAGCAUCCUGGAAGGAUUGUAACAGAAAGAGAGAUCCCAGAGUUGUUUAAUCAAGCGUAUGGUAAAGGAGGUACCAUCCGUAAUGCUGUGUUCGGCUUUAAGAAAUGUGGAAUAUUUCCCUUUAAUCCCGACGUCUUUACAGACCAAGACUUCAUCGCAUCUAUGGUAAAUGAAACCGAGUUCCAUUCUAUUGCAGAUGAAAGGAAUUUGCAAGAUCAAAAAGGUACAGAAGAUGCGCAAAAAGAUCAAGUAAAUAGUACUCAUAAGGAUGCAGGAGAUGAUGAUGUGAUGUGGGGACAAGUUUUCAUUCAAUUCAAUCGAAUAAGACCGAUCUAA